This is a messenger RNA of Hymenoscyphus albidus, 1723 nucleotides long. The record is from the annotation of a GenBank genome assembly. Lineage: Eukaryota; Fungi; Ascomycota; Leotiomycetes; Helotiales; Helotiaceae.
CGUACUUCAUAAGGAGUCCGGAUUUAUAAGCAGUCCGGAUUUUUUACCCCACCAUUGACCACCCUACACACUUUCAAUCUACAUAACUUACCCAAUUAUUGUUCAAAUGUCUCGAAAAGAAGGUCAAAUUGCUCUUGCAAUCAGUGCAUACAAUAAGGGUCAAUUUACAAGUUUAAAAGCAGCUUGUACAAGGUACGAUGCGCCAUAUUCUACUACUUACGACCGUGUCAAGGGAGCUAUUCCACAACGCGAUUUCCGACCCCGAAACCAGAAACUCACCGACCUCGAGGAAUCAGCACUUAUACAAUGGAUGUUAUCAAUGGAAGCUAGAGGUCUGCCAGUACGGAAAGAUUCGAUACGCCAAAUGGCCGAUUUACUACUGGAAAAGCGAACUGGAGUAGGUCGAAUUAUUGUCGGAAAAUGCUGGGUUGACAACUUUAUAAAGCGCCACGACUCUUUACGGACGAAAUACACUCGUAAAUACGACUAUAAGCGCGCAAAAUGCGAGGAUCCUACGAUUAUCCGAGAUUGGUUUCGAUUAGUACAUAAUAUUGUUGCGAAAUAUGGUAUACUAGCGGAGGAUAUAUACAAUUUCGACGAGACUGGCUUUCAGAUGGGAGUAAUUGCGACCGCAAAAGUUGUUACAGGGUCAGAAUAUACAGGACGGGCUAUUCAUAUACAACCAGGGAAUCGCGAAUGGGUUACAGUUGUCGAAUCAAUUUGUGCAGAUGGAUGGGUGUUGCCUCCAAUGGUUAUAUUUGAGGGCAAGGUGCAUAUAUCGACUUGGUAUACAGAUCAAUUACCAGCAGAUUGGACAAUUGCACUUAGUGAUAAAGGGUGGACCAAUGAUUCCUUAGGUCUUAAGUGGCUUUCAGACGUAUUUGAGAAAUAUACCAAGGACCGUGUAAAAGGAGUAUAUCGACUUUUAAUCCUCGAUGGCCAUGGUAGUCAUUCUACUCCCGAAUUCGAUCUUUUCUGUUCAGAACAUAACAUCAUAACGCUUUGUAUGCCACCGCACUCAUCUCAUCUUUUACAGCCAUUAGAUGUUAGUUGCUUUGCAGUUUUAAAGCGACUUUAUGGACGAGGAGUCGAGGAGCUAGUACGAGCCGGCACAUAUCAUAUCGAUAAACCAGACUUCCUUUCAAUAUAUCGUGUAGCCCGUACAAGUACUAUGGUCAAAAACACAAUCUGUAAUGGAUUCGCAACUACUGGCCUUGUCCCGUACAACCCAGAUCAAGUAUUGAGUAAAUUACAUACUCAAUUACAUACGCCUACUCCUCCUUUACUUUCUCCAAACCUACUACCUUGGGUCCCUGAGACACCCCAUAAUACAUAUGAGGCAGAUCAGCAAACCCAGACAAUUAAAGCAUCUAUUAAACGACGUACAAACGUUCUCUCAAGCCCUACUGCUAUUGCAUUAGAUCAAUUGGUUAAAGGGUGUAAGAUGGCUAUGCAAUCAGCUACGGUUUUGGCAGAGGAAAAUCGACGUUUACGAGCUGAAUCUGAACGUCAAAAGAAGAAGAAGACUGUGCGACGUCAAUAUAUUGCUACUGGGGGUGUUCUUACAGGUCAGGAAGGGAGGGAACUUAUUCAAAAUAGUGAUAAUAUGGUUUUGGAUGAAGCUGUGGCCCCGCUAAUUGAACCACGAAUUCGUGCACCACGAACCUGUAGUAUAUGUAGAUCACUAGCGCAUACUGCUCCUAGGUGCCCAGAUCGAGAAUAA